Ascochyta rabiei is the source of this 1212-nucleotide messenger RNA. RefSeq lists its product as uncharacterized. Gene Ontology annotation, cellular component: mitochondrion. Gene Ontology annotation, molecular function: (S)-2-hydroxy-acid oxidase activity; (S)-2-hydroxyglutarate dehydrogenase activity. The coding region runs from base 1 to 1212 and encodes 403 amino acids. The record is from RefSeq and is a predicted model, not a curated record. NCBI's taxonomy places the organism in Eukaryota, Fungi, Ascomycota, Dothideomycetes, Pleosporales, Didymellaceae. The transcript has 2 exons.
AUGAUACCCGCACGUGCCUUUUCCAGUUCCAUCUUGAAGACAGCAACGAGGCGGCAGUUUUCGUCAAGCAUAAGGCGAGAUGCAGACUUCACACAUGCUGUAAUUGGCGGUGGUGUAGUCGGACUAGCUAUUGCUCGAAAGCUGCAAGAGAGAGAUGGCGCAUCGACUGUUCUGAUUGAAAAGCAUGGGUCCGUCGGUACAGAAACGAGUUCAAGAAACAGCGAGGUCAUACAUGCGGGUCUCUAUUACGGCACCUCCUCCCUCAAAACCAAGCUUUGCCUAAGGGGCAAGGAGAUGAUGUACGACCUUUGCCAAAAACAUUCCGUACCACACCGUAACACGGGAAAGUGGAUCGUUGCUCAAGACUCUGCUCAACUCGAUGCAAUCACCAAAGUCCACGAGUUCGCUUCCAGCGUUGGUGUGCCUACGCGCUUCCUCUCCACCAAAGAAGCAAAAGAGCGAGAACCAGACGUCCGGGCCGAGGCUGGCGUGCUUGAGAGCUCGUCGACCGGAAUCGUUGAUUCGCACAGCCUGAUGCAGUUUCUAGAAGGCGAUUUCCAGAAUAAGGACGGAGUCUGCGCAUUUCAAAGUGCGGUGGUGAAUGUGGAAGCCGUCGACGCCGGCCGCGGAGGAUGGGAGAUCACGACCCGCAGCCCAGAUGGCGAGGAGACGACAAUAACAGCCGAAACACUGGUCAACUCUGCGGGUCUGUACGCUGUGGCAAUAUCAAACAUGAUCCUGCCCUCGGACCGGCAAAGAAAAGCCUUCUACGCAAAAGGAAGCUAUUUCAGCUACUCCUCCUCGCGGCCCAAACCCAGCACGCUCAUCUACCCAGCCCCCGUACCCGGCCAUGGCGGCCUGGGAACACAUCUCACUCUCGACAUGGGCGGCCGCGUCCGCUUCGGGCCAGAUGUAGAGUGGACGGAUUCGCCGACUGACUACACCCCGAAUUCCAAGAACCUCGCCGCCGCGAUAGAUGACAUUCAGACCUACCUGCCCGGCAUCGACCGGUCGGCAAUCGCACCAGACUAUGUGGGGAUACGACCGAAACUGGGAAAGUUGGCAGCAACGAGCGACAAAGAUUUUCAAGACUUCUAUAUUGAGAGAGAAGCCGGUUACCACGGAUUCGUGAACUUGCUUGCAAUAGAAAGUCCGGGACUCACGAGUAGUCUAGCGAUUGCGGAGGAGGUGGAGAGGUUGUUGUAUGGGUAG